This is a messenger RNA of Onychostoma macrolepis, 1400 nucleotides long. RefSeq names its product mitochondrial ribosomal protein S30 (gene mrps30). NCBI's taxonomy places the organism in Eukaryota, Metazoa, Chordata, Actinopteri, Cypriniformes, Cyprinidae. The record is from RefSeq and is a predicted model, not a curated record. Gene Ontology annotation, biological process: translation. Gene Ontology annotation, molecular function: structural constituent of ribosome. Gene Ontology annotation, cellular component: ribosome; mitochondrial large ribosomal subunit; mitochondrion.
GCUCUUAUUCUCCUCUCAUCCGCUCCAGCAGACGGCAGCAGACAAACACGCUGAAUGACAGAAGAAGAACUCUGAAGAUCAUGUGAGAGAAACAUGGCGUCCUGCAGCAGGUUGCCCUUGCAUCCUUUACUCUCCAGUGCGUCAGUACGUCUCGCCUGUAACAGAAAUGUCCAGGUUGAAGCUUCCACAGUACAGAGUUUAUAUCCACCCAUUCUGCCCUCCCGCACCGCGAAGAGUAAGUCGGCGAAGCGGCGCGUGGUCACGGAGCUCUUCGAGCAGCUGCGCUCCUGCACGGCGCAGGAGAAGAUCCACGCGCUCACUCGCGUUCAGCGCAAGAAGUACGUGAUUUACCCACACACAUUUGCUCUCAACGCGGACAGAUGGUAUCAGCACUAUACCAAAACGGCGUUUCUCGGUGGUCUGCCCGAGAGGUACGACGCGGAGUCUGCGCCGGUGGUGGAUGAGUCUGUGCUGUCUGAGGUGCGAGCUGUAGUCUGCAACUCCAUCCUACAAGAGCACUGGCACGCGAAGAAAGGGAGGACCUUCAUCUAUAAAGAGCAAGAGCAACUCGUCUCUCCGUUUUUAAGGAACGCGGUGUGUGGUCUGAAAAACCUUCUGGCCAAAGAAAACCCUGUGCUGAGUCUGUCUAGUUUAGAUUUUGACCCUCAAGUCAACUAUUACUGGUCGGGAGAAAGGACUAUUCCAGAGGGCCACAGGAGAGGACGGACCGAGCCCAUGAGAUUCCAGAUUGAUGACAAACCUCACAGUCAGAUCAGGAUCCCACAGCAGCUUCCUGAGUUUGUUCCUCUUGAGGCAGAAAUCUCUGCUGAAGUUCCCGUUGUCACUUUGGCUCCCGACAUGCUCCCCUUGUUCAGGAGACAGUAUGACAACAACGUCUUCAUAGGUGCUAAACUGGAAGAUCCAUGCUGCUAUGGUCACACACAGUUUCACGUGGUCCCUGACAGGUUCCACAGGGACAGAAUGAGCAAGAGAGGCUCCUCUGAUCAGGCGGAGGUGUCAUUGAGAGCUAACAGUAUUGCCAGCUUGUUUGCAUGGACAGGGGCGCAGGCUAUGUAUCAAGGCUUUUGGAGUGAAGAGGAUGUGAGCAGGCCGUUUGUGUCUCAGGCUGUCAUCACAGACGGGCAGUUCUUCUCAUUUUUCUGCUAUCAGCUCAAUACUCUGGCUUUGAGUCCAAGGGCUGACAGCAACAAUAGCAGGAAGAACUUAUGCUGGGGCACAGAAAGCAUGCAGCUAUAUGAGAGAAUCACAGAUGGAGACAUAGUGGGCUUGAACGAUGCUGUUCUUAAACUGUUGCUGCAGUUUUUAUUGAACAACCCACAGUUUUGAAAAUUCUGGAAAUAUGAUGAUUGUUCUAUGUGUCAAUAAACAUAAUAUAUAGA